Amblyraja radiata (thorny skate) is the source of this 2048-nucleotide messenger RNA. RefSeq names its product transcriptional repressor scratch 1-like. Lineage: Eukaryota; Metazoa; Chordata; Chondrichthyes; Rajiformes; Rajidae. The transcript is spliced from 2 exons. Gene Ontology annotation, molecular function: DNA-binding transcription factor activity, RNA polymerase II-specific; RNA polymerase II cis-regulatory region sequence-specific DNA binding. The record is from RefSeq and is a predicted model, not a curated record. Gene Ontology annotation, biological process: regulation of DNA-templated transcription. Bases 229 to 1098 code for a protein of 289 amino acids.
GCACUCCAUAUAAAUGCUGUUUGGUUGCUGAUCUCAGCUUCUCUUGACAACCCCUCCUCCUCCCUCCCUCCCUCCCUCCUCCCCUGCAUACUGCCUCAGUAACAUCACAGAGGAGCUGUCCUAGUGCUGAAUCCAGAACAAGGAAUAACACUGACGAGGGUUUUUCGAACAUCAUUUUGGAUUUUAUUUUUUGUUUUGUUUUUUUAUAAUUUCCAAUUUAAAAAAAAGAUGCCUCGAUCUUUCCUCGUUAAGAAGGUGAAAUUAGGUAAUUUCCACUCAUCCUCUGCAGUCUCAGCCUCGGAACAUCACAUUGAUAACGCGUAUGCACUAACCAAGUCUAUCACAGACUCUGUAGAGAGCUUAGGGCUCCGGGUCACAGAGAACGGGUACAUUCACAGCUACAUCAGCCCGUCCGUGUAUGAGAGCGGAGCGGAGAGGCAGGCGGGAGCCGGAUCCCCGAGCCCCAUCUAUACCAAAGUCAAUGAGGUUUAUGGAGAACCCGAGGCCCUGGAGCCCGACAGCCCGCAGUCAGAGUUCACCGCCGGCUACUUUAACGGCGAGGCAGCCGUCAGCGAGGGCUACAGCAUGGACGCGUUCUUUAUCACGGACGGGCGGGCGAGGAAGCGACCGGAGAGCGCUGCUCGCACCGCCCAGCGGCACAGCUGCAGCGAAUGCGGCAAGACUUACGCCACCUCGUCCAACCUGAGUCGGCACAAGCAGACCCACCGCAGCCUGGACAGCAAGCUGGCCCGCAAGUGUCCCACCUGCUCCAAGGUGUACGUGUCCAUGCCCGCCCUGGCCAUGCAUGUCCUGACCCACGACCUCAAGCACAAGUGUGAGACGUGCGGCAAAGCCUUCAGCCGGCCCUGGCUGCUCCAGGGACACGUCCGAUCCCACACCGGCGAGAAACCCUUCGGCUGUGCCCACUGUGGCAAGGCGUUCGCCGACCGCUCCAACCUCCGCGCCCACAUGCAAACCCACUCCGCCUUCAAACACUUCCGAUGCAAGCGCUGCAACAAGACUUUCGCCCUCAAAUCCUACCUAAACAAGCACUACGAGUCCGCCUGCUUCAAGGGGUCGCAGGAGGGAGAUUCCUGAACGCCUGCGCUUCAAAGGGGGCAGGGGAGAGGGAGGGGGAACAAAAUACAAAAAAAAAACCCACACAAACCCACACACACAGCAGAAUGGGAAAAAAUGAUUUAAAAAAGCACCUUCCUCCAUUUCAAAGCAAUACUUCCUGAGAUUAAUCUUUCUAAAAAAAAACUAUGCUGGAUCUUUGUUGAAAAGUUGAAAAUAAAACCUCCAAUAAGUUCAGCUUGCAAAGCUGAGGGACGAUACAAAAUGCAAGCAAGGACUACUCUACUCUUCUCUUCUGCCUUUCCUUUGGACAAUGGACGGAAGAAAUGGGAUGGAAAGCACUGGGAUAUAUUUGUGACUGUCAAAGCACAUACGUGUGCACAGAGCACACGUGGACACAUUCACACGUUCAAACAGGCAUGUGCAGGUGCACAGGCACACACAUGCAUCCACACACACACACGCAUGCACACACACACACACACACCGGUUACAUUUGCUCUCCCAGGACAUGCCAACGACAUACAUCGCUUGCAUGCACGCACGCACGCACAUGCAAAGAUGACCUCUGUAUUUUCGAUGCUGCUUUUUUGCUAAAGGAGGAGAAAAAAUAUUUAUUGCAUCUUCCAAGGUGAUUGAAUUGUACUCGACUUUUUAAAAACUGUUCACUUACGGGGUGUUUAUUGUUUCUGUUGAUCUGCAGACGAGAUAAUGUUUUUGAGUGUGUUGCUUGGUCAAUGUGGAGCGUGACUGAAGGCAAAUCCGUUUUUAUUUUUACACAACGAGAACUGUUUGUGCCAUUGCACUGAAUUCCUCUACAGUAGAAUCCAGAGAUUUGGCUGCUGACAGGAAACUCUUAUUUCAGCUUUAGGCUUUAAAGAUACAGAGCGGAAACGGGCCCUUCGGCCCACCCAGUCCGCUACACUAGCACUAUCCUGCACACCAGAGACAAUUUGCAGAAGCCAAUUAAC